AUGGGCAGCGUUUGGUCUUUAUUCGGUUAUGGCAACCACGGUAGGACCGAUGAUCCUGAUCCUGUGACAGGACUUACAUCUAGAGACAGGUAUCACGUUAAAACCUCUUGGGCUGGCGUUAUGAAAAAUCCAACGGAGAAUGGAGUAGCUUUACUUAUUUUAUUGUUCGAAAAAUAUCCAACAGCGAAAGAAGUGUUUCCGUUUCGAGAUAUUCCCAAUUCAGAAUUGGCGAAAAAUGCCAGAGUCAAAGUUCACGCCAAUGCUGUGGUAUAUGCAAUAGCGUCAAUAGUUGACGCUAUAGAUAACGUAGAUUUGUUGGUACCGAUGUUAGAAAAGGUUGGAACCUCACACGGACCUAGGAAAGUUUCAGAAGAACAGUUUUUGCAACUGAAGGAGACGAUAGUGGAACUAUUUAGUAAGUUCAUGAAAAAAGAAGAAGUCGAAGCAUGGAAAAAAGCAUUAGAUGUUGUUAUGUCUGUUAUUAACAAAGCGCUAAAGACAUAUCUGGACGGACACUGA
Molecule: messenger RNA, 519 nt
Organism: Psylliodes chrysocephalus
Lineage: Eukaryota; Metazoa; Arthropoda; Insecta; Coleoptera; Chrysomelidae
Source: the annotation of a GenBank genome assembly